UGUGUCCUCCUGCAGCUCCGAGCAAAGCCGCCUGCCACCAUGGUGCACUGGACAGCCGAAGAGAAGCAGCUCAUCACCAGCGUCUGGAGCAAGAUCAAUGUGGAGGAAUGUGGUGCCGAGGCCCUGGCCAGGCUGCUGAUCGUCUACCCCUGGACCCAGAGGUUCUUUGAUAACUUUGGGAACCUCUCCAGCCCCACUGCCAUCAUUGGCAACCCCAAGGUCCGCGCCCAUGGGAAGAAAGUGCUCACCUCCUUCGGGGAAGCCAUCAAGAACCUGGAAAACCUCAAGGCGACCUAUGCCAAGCUGUCCGAGCUGCACUGUGAGAAGCUGCACGUGGACCCUGAGAACUUCAGGCUCCUGGGAGACAUCCUCAUCAUCGUGCUGGCCGCACACUUCACCAAGGACUUCACCCCUGCCUGCCAGGCCACUUGGCAGAAGCUGGUCAGCGUGGUGGCCCAUGCUCUAGCCUACAAGUACCAUUAAACCCUCUGGAGGCAGAUGUGUCUGUAACAGUCAAUAAAACCCCCACAUUUUCUGGA
Molecule: messenger RNA, 539 nt
Organism: Harpia harpyja (harpy eagle)
Lineage: Eukaryota; Metazoa; Chordata; Aves; Accipitriformes; Accipitridae
Product: hemoglobin subunit rho
Exons: 3
Coding region: 40-483 (147 amino acids)
Biological process (GO): oxygen transport; hydrogen peroxide catabolic process
Cellular component (GO): blood microparticle; haptoglobin-hemoglobin complex; hemoglobin complex
Molecular function (GO): heme binding; haptoglobin binding; organic acid binding
Source: RefSeq, a predicted model, not a curated record